AAACCGACAAUACGAUAAGUCGAUACUUCAAGUCUACAAUAUUUUACAUUAACUUUACAAUCGUUUGUACUCGUUAAAAGUAUUUUCGGCUUCCUAGUAUUUGAUAUUCUGAUACACAUUAUUCUGUUCUACUACUUAAAAUUUGACUAAUUAUUGUUUAUUUAUUUUUGUUUUAUAAUUAUAAUUAUUGUCAUUCGCCAAUGGGUUCACCGUCGGCGUGACUGUGACUGGUUAGUGGCUGUGUGUCUCAGUUAGGUGCUGUUACACCCCUCAAUUUUCUGUUUUUGAAUUGUUGCGGCAUCCGAAUUCCGAGCAUUGUCGUUUGUCGGCAAUAUAACAAAAUAUUAUCAUGUCGUGCGCAUACUUUUUCGCACGACGUUGGAUCGAUGAAACUAAACGCGGCUGAUGAACAGUUCGCCGCUGUAUUUAUUAGUUUUUAUCAAGCGACGGUCAAAAUACUAUCACCCAAAAAUUCAAAAACAGUGAUGAGUGAUGACGAUUAUCCCAAAUAUCAAAAUUGAAAUUACAAAAUAUUUACAUAUCCAGUAAAAUAAUCCAUCGUUGCGUGUAGAUUUGAGACAGUCGACUUGUGUUCGGGUUUCUCCUAGCUAAGCUUGGAAUCAUGGUGGAAGACAAAAUCCUGUACACUUUCCGGGGGUGGUUGGCGUUUGUGGCUUUCAUGGACCUCGGCGUAACAUUUCGAUCAUUUUUCGAAAACAAAUGUAUCAUUGGGACGCAGACCAAUUUACAGGCAGACGAACAUUUUAUACAUGAAGAAUUAACUUUGCCAAGAGUGCUGGGUAUGUUUUCGCUUCUUAAAGCUCUAUGUUUGAUACAUUGCUCAUUAUUUAUUCACUAUAAGCCAAUGGUCAGUAUUGGUGCUAUAUCUAUGGUUUUAUCUAUAGUUUUGUAUCUCAGUGAAGCUAUUCAUUAUCGUUCAACUACUUUAAAUUUCUUUAUUGUUUUUCCAAGCAUUUUAAAUGGUUUAACAUUGAUUGGAUUAUACUUAAUUGUACGCAAGAUUAAUAAGCCACCAGUUGAAUGUGUGGAAGAAAAUGUUGAAAUGUUAAUGAGUAAACUCAAAUAUCAAAAAAAUAAAAAAUAUAUUUGUAAAAAAAAAUAGGUAUGACUAUGAUAUAGAAUACAAGAAUCAUUCAAGAUUUAUGGAAACAUUUGUUUUUUCAAUUUUGUAAAUUUUUAAAAGAUUGAGCUUUCCUAGUUUUUUUAGUUAAA
Molecule: messenger RNA, 1233 nt
Organism: Melanaphis sacchari
Lineage: Eukaryota; Metazoa; Arthropoda; Insecta; Hemiptera; Aphididae
Exons: 5
Coding region: 623-1123 (166 amino acids)
Cellular component (GO): endoplasmic reticulum; membrane
Molecular function (GO): protein-macromolecule adaptor activity
Source: RefSeq, a predicted model, not a curated record